AAGUCUUAGAAUCAGAGCUGGACUGUUAUAUGAAGAAGGUGUGCAAGGAAGAGGGACACCGAGAAACAGCCAGCAUCAAAGGAAAGAAGUAGGCAAGGGACAGACUGAGAGGAAGGACAUAGAGCCCCCUACUUGGCCCUGGUGAUGUCUGACUCCUAGAGACCCAGUCUUGAGGUGUGGGUCCUGAUUCUCAGGACCUGUCUAGUGCUAGGUCUUGGCAUGGCUUCUCAGCCCAGUCCACUUAGUAUCUUCCUCUGAAGUUGGAGAACUUCCUCUUCCUAACCACCAAGAGCAGUGGCCUCUCCAUGCAGUCCUAUUAAACUAGUGAGAAUGACUUUUUGGGCUCUUCCAUCCAGGACACUUCGAUUGGCAUAUCUUGAAACAGUGACCCAGCCCAGUCCACUCACAGACUCUCCUUCCUUCUUCUGCUCCUUGUUUCAUUUGGAUAAUUCAAUCACUCGUGUUUUCCUAGAGGUCUUACUAACUUUUUGUUGUCUCAAAUUAUGGGUGGCAGACAUUAGCUGUGGUCCAGACAGGCCCAAUGCUUGACAUGGCAAAGAUGUGGAGAGGAACGAGGUGGAGUCUGAAUUUUGAAAAUGGGAAAGAAAUAAAAAAUUAAGCAAAGGCUGGAAGGUGUUUCAAAUCCUGGGAAAGAGUCUGUGUGGGGUGGAGAGCAUUUCAGCUAAAGGGCUGUCACCAGAGGGCUAGCUCAGCCUCGGAGAAGAGCACUUUGGCUAAAGGGCUGUCACCAGAGGGCUAGCUCAGCCUCGGAGAAGCAGCUAGCAGUGGAUUAACUUCAAGUACUUGAUGCGCACCCUCAGCCCAGGAAUGCCCCCAGCCACCUUCCCAACCCUGAUCCGGGUCCCUAAACACCACCACCUGUCCUGCCCACUGGGCUGUCCAAUUGGAUUUCAGUUCCUCUCCAACAAGUGUCCCCAGCCUGAUCCACUUCACCUCCAGGGCUAUGUCCUUUGAGAAAGCCAGCAUAUUUCUGCUUCUGAGGUAACCUGCUUGCACAGAUAUUCAGAGGAAAAGUGAAUCACGUGUCUUCAAGGGCUGAGUGAGGAAGGAAGAGAUCCCAACCUUUGCCUGGAUGCUGUCGGUGGAGGAAGAGGGUGAGAAGCAGGAAGCACUCUCUCCCUUUUCAGAGACAGUGAUUUCUGCCAUUUUACCACAUGACAGUGUGAAAAUGUUCUGUUUUCUUGCUGUUUUUUGUCUGUUAUUAUUUUGAGAUAGGCUACUCUUUUGAUGUAGACUAAUCAGAUACAGGAUCUGAUGUAGGCUGGGUGGGUAGUGGCCUCCAUCUCCUUAUGUAGAGAAGGCUGACUUUGAACGUCUGACCCUCCUGUUUCCACAUCCUAAGUGCUAGAAUUGUGAGCAUCCAUAUAGUACGUGCAUAGAUUAUAAGCAUGUCAUGCCUAGCUCAAGAACUUUGUAAACAUAGCUUAGCCCCAGCAACUUCAAGAAUAAUCGGAAGAACUUUUAUUCAUGCCCCUGUUUAGUUUUGUUGUUUUGUUUUGUGGGGUUGUACCAUUUCUUGAGGGACACUUGGUAAACCUAGGGCAUUAGCAUCUAUUUCCAUUGUGAUCUGGCACUAAAAUAUUAAAACCUACAUGAAAGGAAACAUUUUCCAACUUUACUUCAGCUUAGGAGUUAUUGACAGUUGACAACUGCUGGAGAAGAAAGAAACAUUCUUCUCUGGGGCUGUGGCCCCUGGCAGAUCGCCCAGGCUCCGGUGUGUGGCUGCACACCCAGGCUCCAGUAGAUGGCUGCACACCCAGGCUCUGGUGCGUGGCUGCACACCAGGCUCCGGUGCGUGGCUGCACACCCAGGCUCCGGUGCGUGGCUGCACACCCAGGCUCCGGUGUGUGGCUGCAGCCCUGCACAUCCAGACAGCACUAAUUGUACUUAGUGUGUUAUUUAAAAUAAAAAGGGAGAAGGAAGAAAUGGAGGGGAAACAGAAGAAAUAAGAAGAGGCCAUGAAGUUGGGAGUGGGAAGUUGGAAGAGAAAUCAAAGAAGUUGGAGGAGAAAAUGGGCAGUGGAUAUGGUCGUAUUUCAUUGUAUACAGAUUUUAUCUCAUGAUAACAAAGAGGCUAUCGCAGCACAACACAGGCCACUGAGAAGGAUGAUGCCUGCAUCCGAGCAGAGAGAAAGUAAGCCCUCCCUCCCUGGAAGCCACUAUGAGUCUAUAGGAAAUUGCUCGGAGGAAGCGUGGUACUGAAGUGGCAUCUAUGCUGGAAAACUGGAAAUUCAGGCAACAGGGCUGAGUCUCUGAGGCAUUCUCACUGCAGCCCAGUCCCAUGCUGAGUACACCAUGGGGACCCCAGCUGCUGGCGUCCUGAUGCUUUGGGAAGCGCCCACUCCUGCUGCACUUUGAAAUGCAGAUUGACUCAAGUCACAUGUGGAGAGGCAUAUCUCUUAGGGAUCAAUGAUAGCUCACUGACAAAUCAAGCAAGAGCUUCUGCUUUCUGUUCCUGGUGUCCUUAUGGAAUACGCUCCUGCCUCUCAGUCCACGGGGAGCUUGGAAGCACAUCUUCCUCCAAGUCAAGCCACUCCCCAGACUAUGGCCUCCCUCAGAGGACCCAGUGAAGGCCUCCAGAUUCCUGACUCACAGAAGUUUUGUUUUCAGUCAUUAAACUAGGGGAUAACCUGUUGCUGGUACAGCUCCCUCCCCACAGAAGCUUCAGCAGGUUCACUUUAAGAUGGAGAAUUCACUGCCUCUCUCCAGAAGAACUGUCAGAAUCUACACCCAUGACGUCUCAUCAACAUGGCUACCCUAGCAGGAGCUAAACAAGGACAAGGGCAACACAACAGACAUGCUAACAUGGACAGAGAAAAUCUCAUAAGGUCUCAACCCUACACAAAAAACUAUAGGCAACUAAGGAAUGAGGACACAACCUGCCUCACCAGCAGACCCAAGGACCAAGAGAAAAGAGUGACAGGCUCUCCUGUGGGGCACAGCCGAGGCAUCAGCAUGGCAGAAGACUCAGAAGAUCUGAUGCCCACUGAGAGGAAGUCCGUCUGGAGGACGGCGGAGGAGAGGCGGAUGUCCGACCUCACCCGGGUGCUGGAGUGGCUGGAGAGGAGGCAGGGCAAGAAGAAGCGUGCCCUCCAGGUGUGUACGAUGGAAGAAAUUGCUGCGAGACUGUAUGCAAGAUUAUUAAAAGGAGAAAGAAUUGGAAUUCGACACCCCCGAGCAAAAGGGGAUUAUUUUUUAAACAUUGGGAAAAAGAUGGUGGAUGCGCACCAUGCAGAAGACAGGGCAAAGAAAGGCAUGGGCGCUAAGAAGAAGCAGGACAAAGAUGGCCACAAGGUGACCUUCAACAAGGCUGCUGAGAAUAAUGUACCUCAUGGCUCCAAGAAUCAAGAUCCAAACAGCAGCAAGAAGCUCGUCGGUGGUUACCUGAGAGGGUAUGGAACAGACUUUAAAGGCAAGCAUUUAAACAUGCUGUCCUCCAACUUCAGCAGGGAUGGCCUUAAGAAGUCUGGCACAUCUGGAUCAAGAAGAGGAUCAGAGAAUGCAGACUUAGACAUCAAGGAUGUCAUAGCCCUAGAAACCAACACUCGGGUCAACCCAUUCCGUAGACAAAGCUCCAUAGAUCCUAUACUCCAGGAAACUAUGUUUGGCACACGGAGGUCAGGCCUGAUGAGAGACUGGCCAAGCAAGGCUCCCGACAACUACGAUCGCAAGCUAAAGAGCCUCAUGGAGAAGGGCACAGAGCCCAAGAUGGAGACAGCUAAGAUGCUGAAGCCAGAGGAGGUGCUGAGCUGCCGGUACCUGCGUUUGUCCAAGAACAACGUCAAGACCUUGAUCAAGCUGUGCAAAGACGCAGGGAUGGACGUGGACAUCCACCCACACAUGGUGGAGUCCGAGAUAGACUCCAAGAAGAUAUUCGACCGUCGCUUGAGCACGGCGCUCUAACUGCACUGCCCACCACCGGAGCCUCACCCCAUGUGGGCUGAGCACCCCGCCACCGACUAGCUUCUCUCUAAACCGCACCAGGCCAACAAGUCAAGAGCAUCAUCACUAGCUGGUGUCAACUUUGUCCUCGGCUCCACCUUGCAGCAGACAAGGAGUAAUGGGAAGAGAGCCCCCUAGAGAAAGCUUGCUGGGUGCAGUGGCAUUUGCCUGUAUUCCUUCACAGGUGGAGGCAGGGGGAUCAAGAGUUAAAGCACGAGGCCAGCUUGGAGUUGCAUGAGGCACUAACUAAAACACCAUAAUGGGGAGAGGGGGAGUACAAAGGUUUUUUGUUUUUUUUUUUAAAUGCUUCUUGAGCAAGGAAACAGGGCCUCAAGUCCCUAGAGAACUUGAGAGAGGAGAAAAAGCUGAACAGCUGUCUGGCUUACAAGCCACUGCCCUAUGAAGGGCACAGCUGUGUGGGGAACUGGCCCUCGUGUAAGCCCGAGGCUGGUGGCUGAAGUCCUCUCUUGUAAGGACUGACUUCAUGGUCACACCAAUUGUAUUUGUUAGUCGUCCUUUCCCCACCAGCUGUACUACAAAGCUUGCUGGAUUCCUCUUGCAAUCUACUAAGACCCCAGGACCCACUGAUGGAACCAGAUCAGCUUGUCCUAAAGCUCUGUCCCACAUGCCCUGGGAUCUGUGUGCAACACAAAGUCCCCAGGGGGAAAGCUAGUGAACCCUCACUCUCGGGGAAGUGUAGAGGGUAGGUAAUCCCAAGAGGGUGGUUUGGGAUCCCUUAUCCCACCCCUGGGGCUUUUAGUCCCAUGAGCUGGUGGGCAGCUCUGGAUACAAAAUGGAGUCAGAUCCCUGGAUAGGAGAUCUUAGAGCUACAGAGGAAAGGCUUCCUGGUUGCGGAAGCUACUUUUGUUUGUUAGUUUCUUUCUUUCUUUUUU
Messenger RNA from Microtus oregoni (creeping vole), 4855 nucleotides. It is a transcript of the gene CUNH16orf78, whose product is annotated as chromosome unknown C16orf78 homolog. The transcript is spliced from 10 exons. NCBI's taxonomy places the organism in Eukaryota, Metazoa, Chordata, Mammalia, Rodentia, Cricetidae. Bases 2769 to 3923 code for a protein of 384 amino acids. The record is from RefSeq and is a predicted model, not a curated record.